UUACCAAUUGUUAUUAGCGAUGUCAACAAAAUAUUCUUUUUAUUGCAAAAAUUUGCUGCUUUUGCUAAUAAUUAUUAUAGGUUCAAUUAAAAGCGCAACUAGCCUGCAUCGCACUUUGAGAUACUAUGAAGUGAUUCAUAGAGACGCCAUAGAACAUCGCAUAAUCAAACGUGGUACUAAGUCCAGCUCUCAUCCAUUUAAUGUUAUAAAAGAGAUCGAAUUUAAUACAUUGGGAAAAAAUUUUCGAUUAAUAUUACAUCCGCAUCGCGAAGUCUUGCACAGUAAAUUUAAAGCCUAUGCUGUCGAUGGUGAUGGCAAUGAAGCCAUUGUUCAUUUAGAUCAUGACAACUUUUAUAGUGGCCGUGUGUUUGGCGAGCUGGACUCCUCUGUCCGAGCUCAUAUUGAAGACGGUAUCAUGACCCUUUCGAUUAAUUUGGCUGAUGAAAUCUAUCAUAUAGAGCCUUCAUGGCGCCUUUUACCAACUGCCGUAAACCAUACUAUGAUCUCUUAUCGCGCUUCAGAUGUUAAGUCAAGUUUCAAGCAUCCCGGAGAUGUCGAUUCUCCUCUAACAUGCGGUAUUAAGGAGGGCGCAGAACUUGAAAUUUAUGAUGAUGACGUCGAUGAAGAGAUGCAAACCUACAAUUAUGAUAUAAAAAACAAUUUUUGGUCUUCCAAUCAAAGUAAAUCCCGUAAACGCACCAAACGCCAAACUGAUCAAUAUGAAUAUACACCUACCAAGACCCGAUGCCCACUUCUUCUAGUCGCGGACUAUAGAUUUUUUCAAGAAAUGGGCGGAGGUAAUACAAAGACUACUAUAAAUUAUUUGAUCAGUCUCAUCGAUCGUGUUCAUAAAAUUUACAAUGACACCGUUUGGCAAGAUCGUUCGGAUCAAGAGGGUUUUAAAGGCAUGGGUUUCGUUAUAAAAAAAAUUGUAGUACAUUCUGAACCGACUCGUUUACGCGGAGGUGAAGCUCAUUACAACAUGAUAAGAGAAAAAUGGGAUGUACGUAACUUAUUGGAGGUCUUUUCACGUGAAUAUAGUCAUAAAGAUUUUUGCUUAGCACAUCUAUUUACGGACUUAAAAUUUGAAGGUGGUAUUUUAGGUUUGGCUUACGUUGGCUCACCGAGACGUAAUUCCGUAGGCGGCAUUUGUACACCAGAAUACUUCAAAAAUGGUUAUACGUUAUAUUUGAAUUCGGGUUUGAGUAGUUCCCGCAAUCAUUAUGGCCAGCGCGUGAUAACUAGAGAGGCUGAUCUAGUUACUGCUCAUGAAUUUGGACAUAAUUGGGGCUCCGAACAUGAUCCUGAUAUACCCGAAUGUUCACCAAGCGCAUCACAAGGAGGCAGCUUUCUUAUGUACACUUAUAGUGUUAGCGGUUACGAUGUCAAUAACAAGAAAUUUUCUCCAUGCUCGUUACGAUCAAUACGUAAAGUUCUUCAAGCCAAAUCAGGUCGUUGUUUCUCUGAACCUGAAGAAUCCUUUUGCGGUAAUUUGCGUGUAGAAGGUGAUGAACAGUGCGACGCUGGUCUUUUAGGCACUGAAGACAAUGACGCUUGUUGCGACAAGAAUUGCAAGCUCAGACGAAACCAAGGGGCAGUAUGCAGUGAUAAAAAUUCACCCUGUUGUCAGAGUUGUCAAUUUAUGCCAGGCGGUGUUAAAUGUCGUGAACAAGUCUAUGCUACAUGCGAGCGGGAAGCUCGUUGUACCGGCACGCAUGCUGAGUGCCCAAAAUCACCCGCAAUGGAUGACGGUACAAUAUGCCAAGAACGCGGCCAAUGUCGGAAUGGCAAAUGCAUUCCCUACUGCGAAACACAAGGGCUACAAAGUUGCAUGUGCGACAUAAUACAAGACGCUUGCAAAAGAGAGUUCCUCCAUGAGUCUGACUUAAUGUACUGUUCCAGCUUCAAGUGCUUCGGACAUAAUUGCCCGACUGAACCGUCCGUGACAUCUAUUUCAUAGUCAUUAUUGCAAUAAAGAAGUUUUUCUUGAUAUAAAGGCCUUACACCGGAAAGACUGACGGUUCGUUUCGUCAUAGAUAUCGAUUCAAGGAUAUUCGUGAAGACUCUACAUUGAUUGGUAACGAAAUUACGCAGAGGGAUUGAAUUUAACUUAACGCCUUAACUUUAGUUGACUCCCUAGCAGUAUGAAAAAGAGCUCCUUCGGAGACGGGCCAUUAACCAUUAGGGGGUGUCGAUCCAGUACGACGAUUCAACAUUCUAUUUAUCGAAUGUCGGUACAAGACGUGCAAUCUUAGACCAGAUUAAAAAUCAUCGGUAUAUUGAGAAAUAUUGGUUUUGUUGUCUUGAAGGUCAAGCAACUUAGCUGUAUAUAGUUUGAAGAGGAUGGGGCUCAAGCAAUUGGUUUUGGGCUUAUCUAGCCCUUACCAAAAUAAAUAGAAAGUUUAGUGUCCACGGAUAUAUUUGAAGAGCGAUUGGAAACUUUAAAAGAGUGAGAACAUUUUCUUGCGACUAUCAAUAAGCAGAAUACAUCCAAAUAAGAAUCAGUACAACAUAAGCGAAUCAAUUUUAGAAUGAAAUUUUAUGUAAACCUGAGUAAACCCUUUCAUUAAAUUAAUUUAAUAUUAAUGCUUGGAAUU
Molecule: messenger RNA, 2597 nt
Organism: Glossina fuscipes
Lineage: Eukaryota; Metazoa; Arthropoda; Insecta; Diptera; Glossinidae
Gene: Tace
Product: ADAM 17-like protease
Exons: 12
Coding region: 20-1960 (646 amino acids)
Biological process (GO): Notch signaling pathway; membrane protein ectodomain proteolysis
Cellular component (GO): plasma membrane
Molecular function (GO): metalloendopeptidase activity
Source: RefSeq, a predicted model, not a curated record